This is a messenger RNA of Lathyrus oleraceus (garden pea), 378 nucleotides long. RefSeq lists its product as uncharacterized. Lineage: Eukaryota; Viridiplantae; Streptophyta; Magnoliopsida; Fabales; Fabaceae. The record is from RefSeq and is a predicted model, not a curated record. The transcript is spliced from 2 exons. Bases 1 to 378 code for a protein of 125 amino acids.
AUGAUUGAUAUAGCUGCUAAUGGAAAUUGUCAUUUGAAGGUGUUGAUGAAUGAGUUUGAGAUGAUUGAUCUGGGAAAUAUGAUAUAUUUUCUAGGAAUGGAGAUUCGGUACUCUGAGAAGGAUAUCAUUUUGCAUCAGCUAAAGAAUGAACUUGAGAUUCUGAAGAGAUUUGAGCUAACAAAUUACAAGAUUGCAAUCACCUAUGCUGAGAUAAAUCACAAGCUGGAUUAUGAUGUUGAGGGUGAUGAUGAUCUAAAGAUCAAAGUGAACAAGCCUGUGAAGCUGAUGAUUGACAACAAAUCAGCCAUAAGUCUUGUCAAAAAUUCAGUCUUGCAUGGAAGAAGCAAACAUAUUGACAUAAAGUUUCAUUUUCUGUGA